Ipomoea triloba (trilobed morning glory) is the source of this 2057-nucleotide messenger RNA. RefSeq names its product DNA-binding protein RHL1. The transcript has 10 exons. NCBI's taxonomy places the organism in Eukaryota, Viridiplantae, Streptophyta, Magnoliopsida, Solanales, Convolvulaceae. Gene Ontology annotation, molecular function: DNA binding. The coding region runs from base 491 to 1567 and encodes 358 amino acids. The record is from RefSeq and is a predicted model, not a curated record. Gene Ontology annotation, biological process: DNA endoreduplication.
ACAAAGAGAGAAAAAACGAUCGGAAAGGGAACGGCCCCGGCAGAAUCGUGCCGCAAGCCAGCACUGACGCCGCCUUCCGCCGUCCGCGAAACGAAGUCGCGUCAUCUUCAAGCUUCAUCGCCAGCAUCGCCAAUUUCUCGCCCGAAGCCUGCUUCGCCGCCGCUCUCCACCCGGACGCAAGACCCAGCGCCGCCGCCGGCAUCACCGGAUCGAAGAGCAAAACGCGAAACGAAGCCCAAAAACGGAGAUACAACAGAGCGCAGCUAAUUUUCACUGGUGCGAAUUGCGAAGAAUGAAUAGAAGAAUGAAUAGAAGAUGAGAAGAGGUGUUUCUUCCUUGAAGGAGAAGGAGAAAAGCCGCAGGUGGUGGGAAUUAAGGAUUUCGAUGCUGCGAUAGGGAAUCAGUGGAAUUUGUGCACUCCCCUCAAAUUUCCUUGUGAGUUCUGAUUGAGCUGGUUCCCGCCUUUACUGUUCCGCAAGCUGACUGAGAGAUGGUGCGGCGGGGUGGGAAGAAGGAAGAGAACGCUCCGCCACCGGAAAACCCGGAGGUGGAGGAGCGGAGGAGGCUGAAGAAACUUGCAUUGUCGAAGAGGAUGCUUUCAGAGACACCUGUGAAGGCGGCAACAGCGGCUGGGAAUGCUCUGCAACCAUCCAAGACAGUGAUCAAACAUCACGGCAAAGACCUAAUUCGCAAGUCUCAGCGCAGCAAGAGCCGUUUCCUCUUCUCGUUCCCUGGGCUUCUCGCCCCCGUUUCCGGUGGCAAAAUCGGCGAGCUCAAAGAUCUUGGUAGCAAAAACCCUAUUCUGUACCUCGAUUUCCCUCAGGGCCAAAUGAAGUUAUUUGGGACAAUUGUUUAUCCAAAAAACAGGUACUUGAGUCUGCAGUUCUCCAGAGGUGGGAAGAAUGUAGUGUGUGAUGAUUACUUUGACAACAUGAUUGUGUUUUCUGAUGCAUGGUGGAUAGGGAGGAAAGAUGAGAAUCCAAAUGAAGUGCGUCUUGAGUUCCCAAAGGAGUUGAAUGUGCACCAGAAUGCAGAGUACGAUUUCAAGGGUGGUGCUGGUGCAGCAUGUAAUGGAAAAGAGGGGAUUAACAGAACAGGGAUAAAUUUUGCAGAACAAGAAUCUCCUAAACAUGAACAAGAAGAUGAUUCUACAGAAGAUCAAAGUAAUGUCAAAGAAUUCUUUGAUAUAACUCCAAUUCGGCAUUCAGCGAGGACAGCUAAAAAAACAUUCAAUUUUGCAGAUGCUUCUUCUGGCGAUGAUUUUGUUGUCAGUGAUGCUGAAACUUCAGAUGAAGAGGAACAGAAAGUUGGUGUUAAUCAUUCAAACAGGAACUUUACUUCUAAGAAGAAAGAAAAAUUGCCUGCUACAGUCUUUGAUGUUGACAAGGAUGUAGUUAUUCUAGAUCCAUGUGCUGAGAAAAGUACACCUGGUGCCAAAGUAGCCUCUACAUCCAAGGAGCUUCCUCACAGUAAUCACAGUUCUCUUGUUCAAGCAACUAUAUCUACUAUGUUUAAGAAAGUCGAGGAGAAGAUCUCAAGGAAAUCUACUAAGUGGACAUAUGGAUAGGACUAUUUCUGAUUAAGCAUGCGCAAUACAGCAACCAUGAAACUGCUUUCUAGCCUAACUCAUGCAAAGUUUUAACUUAUAAGCACCGCCUGAUAUUGAUGAUACGUUGCAACUCCUGUAAGUCCUUGGCACAAGUCAACACAACAACACAGGCUGUUCAUAGUAUCUUAUGGUAGAAUCUUUAAGGCUUUAAUUUCUAGAGUCAUUUAACUAGCCCCUCACUGCACCAUGAUUGGAUAGAAGUCAUAGAACAUGCCACACACAUGUAUUCUUGCAGUGAUGCCAUUACGAUAAGUCGUUCCCAAUUUUAAAGAAUUUAGUUCUCCAUUUAUUUUACAUCUUAACUAAAGAUUAACUUCAACUUAUCAAUAUAAAUGUCUCCAGAAAUCUAUGAUAACACAAUGCUAUUCAUCUUUUUAUGUUUAAUCAUUGCAUUAUUGUAUUAUGUUAGACUAUAGGUAUCGAUCCAUCUAUUUGCUCUAUGCUGUUG